UUAAAUAUGGAAAAAGCCACGCUGCGCUCCGAGUCUCCGCGUUCUUCCACACAGAUACAAAACGACAAAGUUCUCCAAGAUGUUACCGAGGAACUCCAGCGCCUUCUGAGGAUCGACUGACACAUUAUUAGAUUGGGAGAAAUUAUUCGAGCGAGAUCUCUCUGCUACUCGGAGCCACAUUUGUGGAAACGUCAACAAAACGAUCACAAACCGGAGCCGAGCCGCGCGUUUCUGAAGGCCAAGUUUGGCACCAUGAGUUCCGACAAAGGAAAAAUGGAGGAUGAAGCAGUGUUGGACAGAGGGGCAUCUUUUGUCAAACACAUUUGUGAUGAAGAAGAAGUGGAAGGUCACCACACCGUCUACAUUGGUGUGCAUGUUCCCAAGAGUUACCACCGGAGGAGACGUCACAGACGCAAGUCAAGCCACAAGGAUAGACGGGAACGAAGUGAACAGAGUACAGAAGAAAACAAGUCAGACGGGGAGACCGCAGAUGAAGCUGGUGCAAGCUUCGUCAAACCUUUCAUUUCUCCAGCUGAGAGGAUCAGGUUUAUUUUGGGAGAGGAGGACGAUGGACCCCCGCCCCCACAGCUCUUCACCGAGCUGGAUGAACUGCUGGCUGGUGAUGGGCACGAGAUGGAAUGGAAGGAGACCGCCAGAUGGAUCAAGUUUGAGGAGAAGGUAGAGAAGGGAGGUGAGCGUUGGAGUAAGCCUCAUGUGGCCACACUGUCCUUGCACAGCUUGAUGGAACUCAAAAACUACAUAGAGAAAGGUACCAUCAUGCUGGACCUGGAGGCCUCCACUCUUCCACAAAUCGUUGAGGUGAUCACUGACAAUCAGAUCGAGAGCGGCCUGUUGAAGCCUGAGCUGAAGGAGAAGAUCAUGUACACUCUGUUGAGGAGGCAUCGCCAUCAAACCAAGAAGUCCAACUUGCGCUCUCUUGCAGACAUCGGCAAGACUGUCUCCAGUGCAAGUCGGCUGUUUUCCAGUCAGGAGAACGGCAGCCCAAUGACUUCUCAUAGAAACCUGACCUCCACCAGCCUGAGCGAUUUCUCUGACAAACCAGAGAAGGAUCAGCUAAAGAACAAGUUUAUGAAAAAAUUGCCCCGUGACGCAGAGGCAUCCAAUGUGCUGGUCGGAGAGGUGGACUUCUUGGAAAGUCCUUUUGUGGCAUUUGUUCGCCUUCAACAGGCCUUCAUGCUGGGGGCUCUAACUGAGGUUCCUGUGCCCACAAGAUUUCUCUUUAUACUACUGGGCCCCAAAGGCAAAGCAAAUUCCUAUCAUGAGAUUGGAAGAGCCAUUGCUACCCUGAUGUCGGACGAGGUAUUCCAUGAUAUUGCCUAUAAAGCAAAGUACAGGCAGGACCUGUUGGCUGGUAUUGAAGAAUUUCUGGAAGAGGUCAUCGUUUUGCCCCCUGGCGAGUGGGAUCCGAACAUCAGGAUAGAGCCACCCAAGUCUCUUCCCUCACCUGACAAGAGGAAGAACAUGUAUGUUGGGUUAGAGCCUCCCCAUAUGAAUGGUGACACGCCUCAUGAUGGGGAGCAAGGAGGAGGAGGAGGAGCAGGAGGAGGUGGCCAUGAGGUUGGCGAGGAGCUUCAGUGCACCAAAAGGUUCUGUGGAGGUCUGAUUCUGGAUGUCAAACGGAAGCUGCCAUUUUUUGCGAGUGACUUCUGUGAUGCUCUACACAUCCAGUCCCUGUCAGCUGUCUUGUUCAUCUACCUCGGCACGGUCACCAACGCGAUCACGUUUGGCGGAUUACUUGGAGAUGCUACAGAUGUGUUUCAGGGUGUGUUGGAAAGUUUCCUGGGUACGGCCCUGACGGGUGCCGUGUUCUGCCUGCUGGCUGGUCAGCCCCUGACUAUUCUCAGCAGUACGGGCCCCGUGCUCGUCUUUGAGCGGCUCCUCUUCAGCUUCAGCAGAGACAACGGCUUUGAUUACCUGGAGUUCCGGUUGUGGAUCGGGCUGUGGUCGGGUUUAUUCUGUCUGGUGCUGGUCGCCACAGAUGCCAGCUUUCUGGUGCAAUAUUUCACACGUUUCACAGAAGAAGGCUUUUCUGCCCUCAUCAGCUUCAUCUUCAUCUAUGAUGCCUUCAAAAAGAUGAUAAAGCUCGCCCACCACAACCCAAUUAAUUCUGGAUAUGAUCCCGACUUUGUUACCCGCUACGACUGUCGCUGCAUGCCUGGGAACUCAUCACUACCCUUGAAACCCUGGGCAAACAGUAGUGAAUUGCAAGCAAAUGCAACCUGGGCAUCUCUGACAAAGCAUCAGUGUUUGGAAUACAAAGGGAUUCUGGUUGGAGAUGCUUGUGACUACGUGCCUGACGUCACCCUGAUGUCCUUCAUUUUGUUCUUUGGCACUUACACUUGCUCCAUGGCCCUGAAGAAGUUCAAGACCAGUCGGUUCUUUCCCACCACAGUGAGGAAGCUCAUCAGUGAUUUUGCGAUCAUCCUGACGAUUUUCCUCUUCUGCGGUGUGGACGCAUUUGUUGGUGUGGACACUCCAAAGCUCAUUGUGCCAAGUGAAUUUAAGCCUACAAAUCCACAUAGGGGCUGGAUUGUGCGUCCUUUCGGAGGGAACCCUUGGUGGGUAUACCUUGCUGCUGCGCUCCCCGCCCUGUUGGUCACCAUUCUGAUAUUUAUGGACCAGCAGAUCACCGCAGUGAUUAUCAACAGGAAAGAGCACAAACUCAAGAAAGGGGCAGGGUAUCACUUGGACCUCUUCUGGGUGGCCAUUCUUAUGAUCAUUUGCUCUUUCAUGGGCCUGCCUUGGUAUGUGGCUGCCACUGUUAUCUCCAUCGCACAUAUCGAUUCUCUGAAAAUGGAGACACAGACUUCAGCGCCUGGAGAGCAGCCCAAAUUCCUCGGUGUCAGGGAACAAAGAGUCACUGGCAUAUGCGUGUUCCUUCUCACAGGACUUUCUGUGUUCAUGGCUCCAAUCCUCAAGUUCAUUCCCAUGCCCGUGCUCUACGGCGUGUUCCUCUACAUGGGUGUGGCAUCGCUCAAUGGUGUCCAGUUCAUGGAUCGCCUGCAACUCCUCCUCAUGCCGGCCAAACACCAGCCAGACUUGAUCUACUUGCGGCACGUCCCGCAGAGACGAAUCCACCUCUUUACGUUCAUCCAGGCGCUCUGUUUGGCGCUCCUGUGGAUCCUCAAGUCGACUGUGGCUGCCAUCAUCUUUCCAGUCAUGAUCUUGGCGUUGGUUGCAGUGCGUAAGGCCAUGGACUACGUGUUCUCGCAGCAUGACCUCAGCUACCUGGAUGAUGUUAUUCCAGAGAAGGACAAAAAGAAGAAAGAGGAUGAGAAGAAGAAGAAAAGCAAGAAGAAAGGAAGCAUCGACAGCGAAAUGGAAUUUUCUGAGUGUCCCUACCAUGAAAAUAUCCCCAGUGUUAAAAUCUCUAUGGAUAUGAUGGAGGAGGAGCCCAUGUUGGUGGAUAAAUCUUUGGAUAGAGAUCGGCUGCAGAGUUUCCUUUCCCCUCAUUCACCGUGCUGAGCAGCACUUUAAGUCCUCCACAGUGGCAGAUCUCGACAAGAGUUUGUGCCCAAAAGCGAAACCUCAGAUUCUAAUAGACUGGGGCUCAGUGGUCCGCAGGCUCCCCUGGAAGAAGGGCUUUGAAACAGACCUGUGAAUAAAUUAUGCACAAACUGCUCCAACUGCACAACACAAGCAACACAUAAUCAGCCUGCAGCGCUGCUUCACGGCAGUAAUUUCUUUUUUAAAUGCUCCUCAUCUGGGGAUUCAAAUUUGAACCGCUGUAAAUAAAGUGUCUUCCAAUCACUUUACUUUGGUACUGAGUUUUAAAGGUGUCGUCCCUUUUGAUUUUCCACAAAGUUUUUUUGUGUUGAAUUUUAGCUACUUUAAAGUAUACUUAAUUCUACUGAACAUCACAAAAUUUCAGCUGAUUUUUCUAGUGGUGAAGUAUUUUUUCUUUGGGGGGUGUGUUUUUGCUCUGUCAAAUCUUGAAGAAAACAAUAUCACUCAAUGCAUUUCGGGAAAAUAGUGACCAUACAUGUAAAACAAACAAACAAAAAAAAACUAAGUCAGUCAACUAAUAUAUAUAUAAUAAAUAAAAUUCAGAUUGAGCAAACUUGCCAAGUCUGACCAAAUUUGCUCUUUGAUGGUCAGAAAUGGUUCCUGCAUCAUCUAUAUUGGCAAAAUAUGUUUUGGAAUCCUUUAUUUGAAUACUAUGGAUCCAAAUUACAGUGGGGCUGGAAAGGAAGUCCUUUUCAUGACUUAAAUGGUA
Thalassophryne amazonica is the source of this 4237-nucleotide messenger RNA. RefSeq names its product electrogenic sodium bicarbonate cotransporter 1-like. The record is from RefSeq and is a predicted model, not a curated record. Lineage: Eukaryota; Metazoa; Chordata; Actinopteri; Batrachoidiformes; Batrachoididae. The coding region runs from base 253 to 3486 and encodes 1077 amino acids. Gene Ontology annotation, cellular component: plasma membrane; basolateral plasma membrane. The transcript is spliced from 26 exons. Gene Ontology annotation, molecular function: sodium:bicarbonate symporter activity; monoatomic anion transmembrane transporter activity; solute:inorganic anion antiporter activity. Gene Ontology annotation, biological process: transmembrane transport; regulation of intracellular pH; monoatomic anion transport.